This is a messenger RNA of Drosophila serrata, 1003 nucleotides long. RefSeq lists its product as uncharacterized. Gene Ontology annotation, molecular function: oxidoreductase activity. The record is from RefSeq and is a predicted model, not a curated record. NCBI's taxonomy places the organism in Eukaryota, Metazoa, Arthropoda, Insecta, Diptera, Drosophilidae.
UACACUCUAGUAUUCUUUAAGAUCUAUUUCAACUACAUGUUUUAUCUUCUUGUUUUGAAAAAAUAAACAUAAAUUCGAUUGUAACAUAAUGGCAACUCGAUCAAUUAUAAGCCGAGAGAUGGUACACAUCCUGCCUUGUGAGAGAGACGAUCGCAUUACAAUGCCCGAUGUAAUAGAUGAUUCCUUACCAUUCCAUGUAAAUACUGAGUCAGAAACUGGAGGUGGUGACGAGGCAACUCAAGAGUCAAAAUGUGAGCCUGAAACAGUAGUAGAGGAACCUGACUCUGAGGAUUCUGUUAAGGGCGACAAAAAGUAUGCCUGGAAUGCACCUUGCAUAAUGAUUAUUUUCAAGGAAAGCGAUCUCAAUUCUGCGCUACAUUAUCUCAUCGAAUCGCUGCAGGAUCCUUUUGCUUUGGAUGCAGUCUCGGUUCUUCUGGUACAGGAGAGUCUUGUAGACGAACUUAUAGGUCGUGUAGUGAGUCUAAUGAAGCCUCUGGACUCCAGGGUGGCGAAUCAUCCCUGCUAUAAGCACACUCUGCAAAAGCUGGUUGAACUGAAGGCAGAGGUGGUAGUGGGACCAGCUGAGAAAGUCCUGCCGGAUGCCACGCCCAUGUUAGUGCGGGAUCUUCCCCAUCGAUACCUGGGCCAAGGACCCACUGGUAUAAUCACAAUGCAUGUCUUUCGCACACCCUAUGAUGCCACGCGGGUUUAUCGAAAGGAAUAUCCAAUGCCCUUUGCAUCUGCAAGCAUCUGGAGCGAAAGGAUUUCGGGUCUAUACGAAGUGAUGGGUCUAAUGGAUAUUGUUACCUUUCAGAUUAACUGCUUCAAUGUGAGCAUGGAACCCAUCAAGAAGGCCUUUGAAUACCAACGAAAUCAUGUGACAAUGCACAAGGGUUAUCACUAUGAAACGCUGAUGGUUAAUUACAGUCGAAAGAUUGUCGUGUAUCCGGUGGGAACUAUAUUUGGCAAUUGAAACUUGUUUUGUGUUGUAUAUUCAAUAUAU